GCAUGCCCCGUACGCACCGCUCGUCCUGGCGUGUCAGUACCAGCCAGAUGGAAACGUAGGCAAGUGAAUUUGGUGAGGUCAUGUAUUUUUAAGCCGCACAGCGGAAUAAAUCGCUCAUCCGUCGCGGCACAAACGUAUAGUCCGCUGGUCGGGGAGCGUCUCGCCACCGAAUCGGACCGCGCGGAUCGACAGGUCGAGCUGAACCACAGCGAGGACAUUUUUGGAUGCUCAGAAGGCAGCGAUCGAAGACUUUGCCAUGAACAAAAACAAGAGAGAGCGGGAGUUCUACAGCUUAGACGUGGGCGAUUCAACGUUCACGGUGCUGAAGCGAUACCAGAAUCUAAGACCUAUCGGCUCAGGAGCACAAGGAAUUGUCUGCUCUGCUUAUGACCAAGUCCUCGAACGAAAUGUCGCCAUCAAGAAGCUGAGUCGACCGUUUCAAAAUCAGACCCAUGCCAAGAGGGCAUUCAGAGAGCUAGUCUUAAUGAAAUGUGUCAAUCAUAAAAAUAUCAUUGGUCUGUUAAAUGUAUUCACACCGCAAAAAUCUUUAGAAGAUUUCCAAGAUGUCUACUUGGUGAUGGAGCUGAUGGAUGCCAACCUGUGCCAGGUCAUUCAGAUGGAGCUGGACCAUGAGAGACUGUCCUAUCUCCUCUACCAGAUGCUGUGUGGCAUCAAACACCUCCAUGCGGCUGGCAUCAUUCACAGGGACCUGAAGCCCAGUAAUAUAGUUGUCAAGUCCGACUGUACACUGAAGAUCCUGGACUUUGGUUUGGCCCGGACGGCAGCUACGGGCCUCCUGAUGACUCCGUAUGUGGUUACACGCUACUACAGAGCUCCAGAGGUUAUCCUGGGCAUGGGCUACCAGGCUAAUGUGGACAUAUGGUCUGUGGGCUGCAUACUGGCGGAAAUGGUUCGCCAUAAAAUCCUCUUCCCAGGAAGGGACUAUAUUGACCAGUGGAACAAGGUCAUUGAGCAGCUAGGCACUCCAUCUCAGGAUUUCUUAAUGAAGCUGAACCAGUCAGUGAGAACAUAUGUAGAAAACAGGCCACGCUACGCUGGCUACAGCUUUGAGAAGCUGUUUCCAGACGUGCUGUUCCCUGCUGACUCUGAUCACAACAAACUGAAAGCGAGCCAAGCUAGAGAUCUGCUAUCCAAGAUGCUGGUGAUCGAUGCCUCCAAGCGCAUCUCUGUAGACGAGGCCCUGCAGCACCCCUAUAUUAACGUUUGGUACGAUCCGGCUGAAGUGGAAGCGCCUCCUCCGAAGAUCCUGGACAAACAGUUGGACGAGAGGGAGCAUACCGUGGAGGAGUGGAAAGAGCUAAUUUAUAAAGAAGUCACCGAAUGGGAGGAGUGGACGAAAAAUGGUGUGAUAAGAGGCCAGCCAGCGCCUUUAGGUGCCGCAGUGAUCGACAGUCCCCCUCAGCCCACGUCGUCGUCGUCGUCCUCCUCCUCCUCCUCCUCCGCCAAUGACGUGUCAUCCAUGUCCACCGAGCCCACGGACCCGAGCAGCGACCCCGCCAUGACCUCUGAAACGGACAGCAGCAUGGACAGCCACACGUCCCUGAGCGCGCUGGCCUGCUGCAGAUAACGCACACACACCCACACGUGUGACGAGCGAGUCCAGGCCCCGUUAGUUGGUAGAGCUGCGCCCAUACAGUAAUCUGCAGCUUCUUUUAAUUUCCUCCCCCUACUGCUGUAAAUGACCGUGGUCUGAAAUUGUAUCAUUACUACUGUAUUUUUGCUGCGAAGAAGUAUGUUUUGACGUGAACCUGUGAUGUAUGUUAUGCAAGCGAGGGGUGCGAGUGUGCUUUAGACAGUGCUGUUUUUUAGCUACUGCUAUACAGUUGAAUACCACACUGGUAGCACGUUAUGUUGACCAUAUAGUCAACAUAUUAUUCCUAAUGUCCAUUUGGCUUAGUUGUUUUUGGCACAGUUGAAUAACUGUCUUCAGAUGUAGACUAUAGCACAUUUAAUCUUGGAUCUUAAUGCCAAUGACUUCUUUUAUUUUCACAUAGUUGCUCAUCUCUUUUGUAGAAAGCAUCCGUCUGUGUAUCCAGGUCGAUAUUUUUCUUAGAAUGUCCCUCCUGACUGUGUGUGUCUUGACAAGCAGUCACGUGGCCUCGUUGCCAUGACCGUGAAUCCUCUUGUUUUUUUCUUUUUUGUUUUUUUUACCGGAACAUGUUGAAACCAAUUGUAUUUGAAGUUGUUUAUUUACUUGGAUGUAAUUUGUAGGCGAAGGUCUGUUGGAUGAGGAGGAACAGUGUGAAUGUAAGUGAACAGAGAUGUGUCAUCGUAAGGAGCCGCUGAUUAGUAUUAGUGCUGUGAGUUAAUAUAGGCCAGAAUGAGUGCUGUGUUUGGGGACUGUCACCAGAGACCAAGUCUAAAUAGGUCACUUUACUCUUUGUGGCAGGUUGGUUCAGACAUAAUCCACAGCUGUCUGAUAUUUAAGAUAUUUAAUUUAAGUGCCCUUACUCAGUUUGGUGAUUUUUGACUCCUCUCCGCGUCGGAGGCUCCUCUCUCCUGUGGUGCGUCUUUCUGAGUUCUACCUCACACAUGCACACACGGUAUGUACCUGUAUAUCAUGGCACACACAAUUCGAAAGAAAUCCGAAACGUAUUUUUCUGUAUUUAUUUAUUUCAAGCUAGGAUGUGUCUAUUGUAUGUAAUGUACAUUUCACUCAGAACUAUUUAUAUGCAUUUUUAUUUUUUGUUUUCUGUGCAAUAUAAUUUAUAGAUUAGUAUAUUUAGUGAUUAAUUGGUACAUUUUCCUGUAGAUACAUGUAUUUUUCUGAAAGUCAGGCAUUUGCUGCCUGCCUUAGUAACCUUUGGAUGUAUGUGAAGGCUCUAAUAAUCCAGCCUGUCCCUUCUGCCCUUUUUCUAGUCAGACACCAGGGCAACAACCCUUCAUCACUUCUCAAAAUGCCCAUUAGGGAAUUUGACACGUCCUUUUCGGGCCACAUCUCAACCGACUGUCGUGGCUUCCUCAUUUUGUGGUUCGCCUCGCCCCCAUCUUCUCCAGAAUAGAAAAAUAGAAUAGACUACGCAUGAGAUUCCUCUGAGAAAAUCUGGUUUUAGUGCAGGUAUAGAGCGGAGAGCCACGUAGCACUACUAGGGCGAUGCUGCUGCAGUCUUGGGAUGGUUGAGGGUCUGAAAGUAGUGGACGCGAGUUUAGCCUUUGGAUCUGGAAUUGCCUCACUAGCACACCGAUUACACAGCAGAAAUGAAAACUGUCCAUUAAAGAGUUGAAUUGUAA
Molecule: messenger RNA, 3252 nt
Organism: Betta splendens (Siamese fighting fish)
Lineage: Eukaryota; Metazoa; Chordata; Actinopteri; Anabantiformes; Osphronemidae
Gene: mapk8a
Product: mitogen-activated protein kinase 8a
Exons: 12
Coding region: 257-1588 (443 amino acids)
Biological process (GO): protein phosphorylation; JNK cascade
Cellular component (GO): nucleus; cytoplasm
Molecular function (GO): JUN kinase activity; ATP binding
Source: RefSeq, a predicted model, not a curated record